Molecule: messenger RNA, 2960 nt
Organism: Sinocyclocheilus rhinocerous
Lineage: Eukaryota; Metazoa; Chordata; Actinopteri; Cypriniformes; Cyprinidae
Product: ethanolamine kinase 1-like
Exons: 9
Coding region: 111-1193 (360 amino acids)
Biological process (GO): phosphatidylethanolamine biosynthetic process
Cellular component (GO): cytoplasm
Molecular function (GO): ethanolamine kinase activity
Source: RefSeq, a predicted model, not a curated record
CUGGAGGCGUAACCGUGCAGAACCUGAGCUUAAAUCCGCACCCUGCUUUACUUUAUCGCAUUCAUUGAAUCUUCUCCGUCUCAGAGCAGCAUCAGCGAGCGUAUACAGCAAUGGCCAAUUACAUUCACGUCCCAGAAGGCGCGCCUGUGGUUCCUAAAUUAGACGUGACUCUAGAUGAGCACGAUUACAGAGCCGGAGCGCUGAAACUCAUCAAGACGCUGAGACCCUACUGGAAACCUUCGGAGGUCAAAACGAAGGCUUUCACCGACGGUAUCACAAACAAGCUGAUUGGCUGUUACGUCGGCGGGUCCAUGCAGGACGUGGUCCUGGUUCGGGUCUAUGGGAACAAGACAGAACUGUUUGUGGACCGUGAGUUCGAAGUGAAGAGCUUCCGUGUCCUGCAAGCGCACCGAUGUGCUCCACGCCUCUACUGCACCUUCAACAACGGCCUGUGCUAUGAGUUCCUGCAGGGAGUGGCCCUGGAGCCCGAGCACAUCCGCGGCCCUGCCAUCUUCAGGCACAUUGCAAGGCAGAUGGCAAAGUACCAUGCCAUACAUGCCCACAACGGCUGGGUGCCCCAAUCAGACCUCUGGCUGAAGAUGAGCAAGUUCUUUUCUCUUGUUCCUACACACUUUGAAGACCCUGAGAAGGACCAGAGGCUGAACAGUGAGGUGCCCAGUGCUGCGUGUCUUAGAGACGAGAUGAUUUGGCUUCAGCAGAACCUUUCUAAACUAGGUUCCCCAGUCGUUCUGUGUCACAACGAUCUGCUCUGUAAGAACAUCAUCUACAACCAACAGGAAGGAAAUGUCAAAUUCAUUGACUACGAAUAUGCUGGGUACAAUUAUCAAGCCUUUGACAUUGGGAAUCACUUCAAUGAAUUUGCAGGUCUGAAUGAGGUGGACUACACCCUGUAUCCUGGGCGCACUUUUCUUCUCAGCAGACUAACAUGUAUUGUUUUUAAUUUCAAGGAGUACAAAUCACAGGGCACACAGGUCUCCAACAUUGAAGUGGAGGUGCUGUACGUGCAAGUCAACCGCUUCGCCUUGGCAUCUCAUUUCUUUUGGGGACUGUGGGCAUUAAUCCAGGCUCAGUACUCCACUAUCGACUUUGACUUCUUGGGAUAUGCAGUUCUCCGUUUCAGCCAGUAUUUCAAGAUGAAACCAGAGGUGACGUCACUGCUUCUUCCAGAAUAAUCUCUCAGGUCAUGGUUUGUGCUACUCUAGAGAAGGGCUCCCCCUGGUGGAAACAAGAACUAGCUGGAGACCUCUUCAAUUUGUAGACUGAACAUUGCACUUACUUGUCUGAACACAUCAUUUUAGAUAAGCAUCUCUGAACUCAAAAUUGGUUUAGUGUUGUAGAAAACCAAGCACCUAAGCUCUCCUCCUCGCUUUUAUGUGGCAGUCAAGAGAGAGGGUCACCCCAGUGCCCUAGUCCAUUUUAGUGAUAUUGCCAAUUGAGGAAGCAAACAACUGACAUAUAGAACCUCCCACAACAACAAUUAUUGUCAGAAGUCAGAGAGGAGGGCCGCUGGGUCUGUUCUCAGCAACUAACUAUCAUCCUAAAGGUCAUUCCUGCUUGUUUACACAACUUUUAAUGGGAGAAAUCGGUGUACUGUAAGAUGAUGUUGGGGUUACAGUAUGGAUAGUCACUGAUUCUUUCUAAACGGGGAACUUCUGGCCUGUCUGUUCUUACGAGGGUUGUUCCUGGCACAGCCGCGGUGAGAUGUGUAAUUCAGGGACCAAUAGAAGCUUCGUUGUUCAUUUCUGGCAGACGUUUCCUCCCCCGUCCUCACUGUGAACCACUGUAUAGCGCAUUCAUAAAGUUUCUCAUUGUUUUCUCAGCGUGGUGCUUGGAGAAAGUAGACGCACAGUAGCCGUUUCUACAACGAGCCGGUAGCUAAUCUGAAGCCCACACCAAAGUGCUGAUAUUUCUUGCUUGUACAUUAUGCACAGUGUAUUUUUCCACAUUAGAAAAAUUACAUUUCAACGGUGGUUUUUGUACUUAUUUAAAUGGCGCUGUUAAAGAGCUCGCUCUUGAGACGUGUGCUUUUUCUGGGAGGUAUCAGUGAGCUUUUUGCAAUGGAUGUAUUUCCUGAAAGCCUUAAUGAUGGUAUCGCCUUCUGGACGCACUAAAGCUUUUGUAUUCGUACUCCCCGUCCGCAUAGCUAAACGACAACAAACUGACUGUUUUAAGAACAAAAUCAGUCCUCACUUCACCUUGCAAUGGGCCACUCUUUCUGCUUUAAGACAUCUUACUGAUACUGAUUUCAUAAUAUUUUAGUCUAGGCUGAUCUAGUUUUGUGUUUAGACACCAUGGUGACCACUUCAAUCAACUGAUUUAUUUAAAUUAUUUGACAUAAAAUAUCUUGGAGAAAAAGAAUAGCCAUCAUGAAUAUAAAAAAUGGCACUGAAAUCAAUUCCAGUUAGUUUCUAAUCAGUGUACUCAGUACACAUGAGCAAUGUAAUGUAAAGUGUGACCAAUAUUUUUUUCCCCCCUAGUUUUCUGGUGCAAACCUCAGCUCUGAGACUUGCCUUCGCACCGCCUGGCUACCCUCAUUUACCUCAAUUUCCUGCGUCAGUUUGCCUAUACUACAAACAACCAUAUACAAUUCUGUAAAUACUAGAAACUGUGAAUUUCUGGUUGUUUUAUUGUAUUUUGACAUAUGCUUCUUUUUUCUAUGCCAGUUCUUUUCUGUCAAGGUUGCACCUUGAUCAUGUUUUUGAACUGUCAAAGACCACACAGAAUGCUACAUUUUACUUCUUCCCUUUUUUUUUUUUUUAAAGUAAUACGCCAGAAAUGUUCAUCCAACAUCUAGUGGGAAAUCUCUCUCUUUUAGCAGUCUAUGAAGAUUAACUGAUUUCUUUGCACUCUUUAACAUUUGUAUAAAACCGAAAGUGAUGGGUGGUUCCAACUUUCAGCCAAUGAAGUGCUUCUGGUGAACAUAAAAUGUAAAGGACUGC